AUGGAAGAUCCAAGAUUGAUUGAUAAUUUACGUGAUUUUUUAGUGCAUCUUCCGAAACUUUUGGAUUGCGAGUAUAAUGAGGCAGUGAGUUUUUAUGUUUGGAAAGUUUUAAAUACUUGUUUGUAUUCUAAACCUAAUUGGAGUUAUUUGAUAAAUGUAUUGACUUCUGUUAAUUGGUAUAAUGGUACUUAUUCAAAUGCGUUGACCAUGGGGAAUUGGAAAAAUUUAGAUAAUUCAAGUGAAAAUUUACAUAUUGGAAGUUGUUGUAAUAGACAAUGUUAUCCAACUCAGACUGUUUAUUACUGUCUGACUUGUACUAUCAAUCCUUUAUAUGAAAUUUGUGAAUUGUGUUUCGACGAGGAUAAACAUGUUGGUCAUACUUAUAUUUCAAAAUCUGUUAUAAGGCCGGAGGGCAAAGUUUGCCAUUGUGGUAAUCCAAAUGUAUUUAAGAAACCAGAAUUCGCAUUUAAUUGUAAAAAUGAACAAAAUAAUAAUAUUCCUAAUAAUGAUGAUGAUGAUAACAAUACUAAUUUUUUUUUUAACGGUAAUACUAAUGAUAAUGACGACUUUAAUGAAGAUGCAUUCAAAAAUUUUAAUCAAGUACUUGAUCAUAUUAUUGAUAUAUCAGUAUAUUUUAAAAACUUAAGACACGUUACGCCACUAGCUGAAACUUUGGAAAACUCAGCUCAAAAAAAUAAAGAAUCACAUGUUGAUAGAGAUUCAAAUAUUUUUAGAAAUACUUCAAAAACUAUUAUUGACGAUAGUAAGGGUACCUAUAGUACUGUACAAAACAAGGAAAUUGGGUAUGAAAUGCCACACGAUGAAGUAUGGACUCUACAGAUAGACGAGGAAGAUACUAAUAUAAAUUAUAUCGAUUUAAUGGAAAAAAUUUCAAAAAUUAUUAAAAAACCAAUAGAAUACGCAAUAAGCAUCACUAAAGAACUGGAACAAGGUGCAAGAUCGGUGACAAUUGUCCAUAGCAAAGACUUUUUAAAAUUGAAAAGAAUCCAUAAAGAAUUUGAGAGUGAAGGUGUCACCUCCCAUUUAAGAAAAAUGAACGAUAUUUUUAAACAGGACUUGGUAGAAGAUCUAAUCCAUUGGCUAUUUAAUAUUUGCUUGAAAAAUAAUACUCCACUUUCAAUCAAAAAUUCUUUAAGAAUAUCGAUGCUUGAUUCAUGGAAUUCAAAUUUGGUUUCAAAUCAAUCUACUAAGGGCAACAUGGGUCCAUAUUUACAAUCAAUUAAUCUAUUAGGUGGGUUCCUUGUUUCAUAUGAAGAGAAGGAAACUUUCCCGUGGUUUAAACCAUGGUCAUUUUCAGAUGAAAGUAACCCACAGCUACAUAGAAUCAUGUUAAAUUAUGACCGAAAGCUAGCGGACACAUCCUCGUCAUCUGCCGCUAACCGUUUUAAAGGCUUACAUGGAUCAAGAUUUCAAUAUCUAAUAAUUAAUACAGCAGAAAUACUAUCGGCCUUAGGUAGAAACCGCCUUUUAAAAUGUAUUUGUACUAUGUUCACCAUAGUAGACAAGACAAAAAACUUUUUAGCAGCUCAGUAUCUAGAUAUCUAUCUAGCAGUGCUAUACAGUACCGUAGCAUCUGAUUCUUCAGGCUUUAAAGUUUCACUAAUGAGUAUCCUAGCACAAUAUACGUUCCAAGACCCCAAAGUUUCAAAUAUGGCAAUCAGAUCACAAUUUAUUGAAAGAAUAAUACGUUUUGCAUUUACUUUAAUGUCUUUCACUUCAGAGGAUCUGUUGGAUUAUUUCCCCAUUGUUCUCUCCAGACAUAUUAGAUUACCACCUGAAACUAUCAAAAAUAGAAAAACCAUCAUUUGUUUUAAGGACUUAUGCGUUUUAAUGUCAACAAAUACAAUCUCUGAAGAGCUUUUAGAAAAUGAUACCAUAGUAAACAUGAUAAUAGAAUGCAUUUCACAAUUUAAUAAUAUCUUGCCUCUAAAAAGAGAGACCUCAGAACAUGUGGAAUUUGAGAAUUUUGAUUUUUCCUGUUUUUACUUUUAUUUUCCUUCAAUUUUAAUUAUGACUGACAGUUAUAUUAGAACAUUAUCAAUGAUAACUGAUGGAGAAAAGCGAAAAAAACUUUCAAUGAAAUUAGCGAAUAUAGGUCUAGUAAAGGAAUUAGAACUUUUGAGUCAAUCUAGAAAACCUCUUACUUCUCCCUCCAUACCAGCAACAGGUAAAAAUCUAGAGAAUUCUGGCUUAGCCUUUAUCAAAGAAAACAUCUGCAAUCAUUCUGCUGAUGUAGUCAGUUUCAAAGUUGGUGCAGAUAUUCAAAAUUUUUUCAACCCAAUGUCUUACUUCUUUAAAUUCGUGGUUCAAUGGAGUAAAUGUGGUAGAUAUAGUCCAUUAAGUGAUAAUUUAAAAAAUUCGGUCGACUUUAAUGAGAUAUUUAGUGAUAAACAGAAAUGUCUAUUGAUAUCUGAAUCUGCACUUUCAACGUUAGUUUUGAUAGGUCAAAUUAAUGUCGGGUUUUGGGUGAGGAACGGUGCACCCAUUUUACAUCAAUUAAGAAUGUAUACUAAAUAUAAUAUGCGAGAAUUCACAUUCUUCAGUGAUGUUCAUAAUGUUCAAUUUAGUAUGUCAAUGGCUGAUCCUAAUGAUUUUAUGGUUUCAUUUUUAGGAAGAUGGGGUUUAAAAAAUUGGGCUAAUGGUGUACCAAUGGGCGACUACCCUGAUAAAGAGACCACUGUGUCGAUAGUAGGUCAGUGUAUCUUAUUGUUAAUUCAACUAUUAACUGAUGUACGAUCACUGAUUAUGUCAUCAUCAAUAGAUGGCUUUGAAAGAUCAAUGAAAACUGAAAUUAUCCAUGCUCUAUGUUUUCAAAGUUGCACUUAUACUCAAAUUAUGGCCUCUAUACCAGAGUACAUCACAAAACAUGUAUCGUUUGAUCUAUAUUUAGACAUGUACUCAGAUUUUUCACCACCUUCAGGAUUGACAGAUUUUGGUCUUUAUAGCUUAAAACCCGAAUUUAUUAAGGAUAUCGAUCCUUAUUAUAUUGGCUUAUCAUCAAGCAAGAGGUAUGAAGCCGAAAAGUGUAUUAGGAAUUAUACUGAGAAGGAGUUAAAUAUAAGUUAUGAUUCUACUUUUAUCCCGGUAAAGAAAAUUAGCCAUUUAUUGAAGGAUACUCCAUAUACUCAAUUGUAUGCCAUCACAUCAACGGAUACAUUUGGUAUUUUCUUAAAAAAUACCCUGGAUCAUAUUAUCAAAAUGGAACAUGAUAAUUUGUUGCCUAUGGUUGUACAUUUGAUUCAUACUUGCGUUGUUAACAAUAUCGGUGGGUUCAUGAAAAUUUUUUGGCGCGAAUAUGAUGUUAUACAUCCUGAAUAUUGUCACUAUCAUAGCAUUGGGUCAAAUUUGUACUCUUGCCUACUAAAUGACAAUUUUGUAAGUGUCCAUGGUAAAAUCAGGGAAAUUUUUAGGUUUCUUAUGGAAAAUACCCCCCAUAUAAAUGUUUUGGAUUAUCUUAAAGAACAGACUCCUUCCUUUAAUGUGAAUAUUUUAUUUUCCUCAGAUAACACCAAAGCAACAAAAGAUGAGGAAUUUGAAAAGAAAAAGCAGCUUGCGAAAUUAAGAAAGGAGAAACUCUUAAGAAAACUAGCCAAACAGCAGAUGAAAUUCAUUGAAAAUAACAGCAUCUCAUCUCCAGAAAAACCAGAUUUACAAUCUAAAAUGUCUGAUGACAAUCUAUAUGAUUUGAAUUCUGGAUGGCAGUUUCCAGAAGAUUCUUGCGUGUUUUGUAAGAUGAAUAAGGAUGAUGAUAUUUUUGUAUACUUUUCUUACCUGGAGGUAAAUAUAUGUGACCAUGGUAUCAAUUUUGGGAACCCUUCCGCUGUUUGCAGACUAUUUUUAGGACACGAUAAAGCUAAGCUAAACGAGUUGAGAAAUGUUAAUGAAGGGAUGGAAAUGACAAAACAGGAAGAAGUUCUUCGCGCAUGCGGUCAUGGUGCCCACAUUACGUGCCUAAGCAAUCACAUGAAAUCGAUAAGUGCAGCUCACAAUCAGACAACGAAAAAUAUACCUGUUUCAUUUGGGUUUGGACUAAUGUGUUGUCCAUUAUGCAAUGGUUUAUGCAACUCCUUUCUACCAAAAUUUAGCGAUUGUAACAACAAGGAUUUUUCGAAAUUUCUUUCCAGCAACGUUUUAUCAAGAAAGCAUUCUAAAAACAUAUGGAAGCCUAUGGCGGCAGCAACAGGGAUGAGGUCUGCCUGCAUUUUUAAAGACUUAUUGAAGGUGUCCUCAGUUAAUAAAAAAUUGAUAGACAUAGUUGAUAAACUGUUGACGAGCACUUCUUCAAAUAUCGAGAUGACAUUAAGAGACGGAGAAAUUUGCCAAAAUAAGUUUUUAGAGAAAAUCAGUAACCAGAAGUUGCUGACUAUUAGAUUGUUAACUGGAUUAAAAUAUUCAUUGAUAGACAACAAAUAUGAUCAUUUAUCAAAUUCUGUGGAAGUAUUCACUUGGCAAAAUUUCAUUCAGCACUCAAUUGACAUUGAUUUAUUAUACGUUGGGAGUCAAAUUUAUGGCAGAACAAUAUUAUUAGUAGAAGGUAGAUCUAGUUACUGCGACCAAAUUUUUCAAUUAGUCAAAAGGAAGUUACAUCAAUGCCUGCUAGUUUUAUCAAGAGAUUUAGUAAAGGUCAAUUUCUAUGAUAAUUACUUACAUUUGAAACCAUGGGACCUUGAAAUCACGCAAGAUAAAAACCGAAAUUUGAAUAAUGAAGGUUACUUAUGUUUAGAGAUAUUCAAAGAGUAUAUUUCAUUGUUUAUUCCCAAAUUAUCGACUGUAGAAAUUGAAAGAUACAAUUCAUUAAAGUUUCAUAUUCACUACAUUAUAUUGAAACAAAUACAACUAUUUUUGGCCAAACUCUCAAUUGUUUCAUUCGCUCACUUUGCUAUUGAUAAGGCUUGGGAAACAGGAGGCAUUUCUUCCAGAGAUCUUGAUCAUUUGUUAAGUUCUUUCCAUUUACCAAAUUUUUAUGACAUUUUGAAAAAUUACUAUGAAAGAGAUUUAUCCAUGGUGAUUGAAUUGAGUCAAAAUGAAUUUUCACCGAUUAGAUAUGGUAGAGAAGAGAAUGAACCAAAUAUGAUAAAAAGAUUGUCUAAUAUCCAAUGUCUUGAUUCAUUUUUACCACCAAGCCUUAUAAAACUACCAAACUGCCUUUCUGAGUUCUUUGUCAAUGAUGAGGAACAACUGGCACAUAAGGCUUUAAAAGAGGAUGUGGCGUACUGUAUAUUUUGUGGUACGAAAGUUCACGUUCAGAAGCUGUCUUCGUUGCAUAGAUAUCUUCAAGGAGAAUGUACGAACCAUUCUAGAAAUCAAUGUAAAGUGAUAUCAUCAUUUGGAGCAUUCAUUUUGGUCAAAAGCAAUACUAUUUAUUUAUCGUAUGGCAAUAGAGGAUCAUUUUAUCCUGCUCCAUAUUUAAAUAGGCAUGGUGAACCAGAUGAAGAUUUAAAAUACAAUGCACCGGUUUAUCUUAAUACAAAUAGAUAUAGACAUUUGGUCAAUGAGAUAAUACUAGGUAAUUCAGUGCCUCAUAUUGUGUUCCGAUUAACUGAUGGAAAUUCAGAUCUAGGUGGUUGGGAAACUAUUUGA
Vanderwaltozyma polyspora DSM 70294 is the source of this 5601-nucleotide messenger RNA. It is a transcript of the gene UBR2, whose product is annotated as putative ubiquitin-protein ligase UBR2. The coding region runs from base 1 to 5601 and encodes 1866 amino acids. Gene Ontology annotation, cellular component: cytoplasm; ubiquitin ligase complex. Gene Ontology annotation, molecular function: ubiquitin protein ligase activity; zinc ion binding. The record is from RefSeq and is a predicted model, not a curated record. The transcript has a single exon. Gene Ontology annotation, biological process: ubiquitin-dependent protein catabolic process via the N-end rule pathway; protein ubiquitination. Lineage: Eukaryota; Fungi; Ascomycota; Saccharomycetes; Saccharomycetales; Saccharomycetaceae.